AUGCCACAUGUAUCUCCCCCCCCAUGUCAAUGGGCCCGGUAUGCGGCCAAUAUUCCGGUCAGGUGUAGCAGCAGGAAGGGCCUUCUGAAGAAUGCAUGCAAUAGACAUGUAUCGCAACGUUUCUAUGCUUCAGUGUCCGCUGCGGGGCUCCGCUUUGGACAACCGCUUCACGAAACGCAUCCCCAUCUCCUCAAAGCUGGGGAAUUAACACCUGGCAUCACCGCUCGCGAAUAUGCACAUCGUCGGUCCAAGUUAGCAUCCAAAUUACCCAAGAAUGCGAUUGCCGUCGUCGCUGCUUCAGACAUAAAGUACAGGUCGGGAAGUGUCUUUUACGAACACCACCAGGAUCCGGACUUUUUCUAUCUAACUGGUUUUAAUGAACCCGGUGCAUUAGCGAUUAUUGGCAAUGAUGGGUCGGAAGGUGAUCAUGUAUUUCACCUCUACGUUCGAGACAAAGAUCCAAGAGCAGAACUAUGGGAGGGCGCUCGGUCAGGAGUCCAGGCUGCGACGGACGUCUUCAAUGCAGAUAUAAGCGGUAACAUGGAAAACAUUAGGAGCAAUCCUCCAUCAAUCCUUUCGGAUGCGUCAGCCAUUUUUACGGACCUCAGAAUUUCCGACCCGCGAUCAUCAUUAACCCAUAUAUUCUCCUCCCUCAAAAUUGAAAAAGGAGUAUUGGAGAAGAUGGCCAACUCGCAAAAAUUAAAGCAAUUACGCCCGGUUCUCAACGAACUGCGCGUGUUUAAAAGCGAAGCAGAGGUACAAAAUAUGCGGAAGGCUGGAAAAGUUUCAGGACGGGCAUUUACAGACGCCAUGAGAAGGGGCUUCACGAGGGAGAAGGAUGUCCAUGCAUUCCUGGAUUACCAGUUCAAGGUUAAUGGCUGUGAUGGUCCAGCCUUCGUACCUGUUGUCGCUGGAGGUCAGAACGCUCUAAGCAUUCACUAUGUCAGAAAUGAUGAUAUUCUUAGAAAUGAAGAUAUGGUCCUUGUUGAUGGAGGUGGUGAGUACGGCGGCUAUAUAUCUGACAUUACGCGCACAUGGCCUGUUAGCGGCAAGUUUUCUGGCCCCCAAAAGGAUUUAUACAAUGCGAUUUUGAGCGUACAGCGGGCCUGCGUAUCAUUAUGCCGCGAGUCCGCUGGUCUGUCUCUUGACAUGCUGCACGACAUUGCAGAAGAGGGAUUGCGGGAGCAACUGAAGGCACUUGGCUUUGACGUAUCUGGGACCGCCAUGACAACCCUGUUCCCUCACCAUCUGGGACAUUAUAUUGGCCUAGAUGUCCAUGACUGCGUGGGAUAUCCAAGAACUCACGAACUCGAAACUGGGCAGUGCAUUACUAUCGAGCCUGGUAUUUACGUCCCUGAUGAUGAACGAUGGCCAAAGCAAUUCCGGGGUAUCGGAAUACGCAUUGAGGAUAGUAUCUGCGUAGGGGAAGAUAACCCAUAUAUUCUGACGACGGAAGCUGUGAAAGAGAUCGAUGACAUUGAAGCUCUACGGGAGAGCUAG
This is a messenger RNA of Paracoccidioides brasiliensis Pb18, 1500 nucleotides long. Its product is annotated as aminopeptidase. Gene Ontology annotation, molecular function: metalloaminopeptidase activity; manganese ion binding. The record is from RefSeq and is a predicted model, not a curated record. Gene Ontology annotation, cellular component: mitochondrion. Bases 1 to 1500 code for a protein of 499 amino acids. The transcript is spliced from 11 exons.